AUGCUAUCUAUCAACUCCCUUCUGAAUCCUCAGCCCGAAAGGCGAAUUCCUUACCCGCCUUUCCCUGUCCAAGAGAAGCGAAAGAUGGCCAAGGACGCCCCAAUUUUCCGCCGUGGCAAGAUCCAGGGCGAGUGCCGCUAUCCUCCUUGCGAGGAAAGAGAUGCAGAUCUGGAGAAGGCUCACAGAGAGCUCUCGUUACGUCCCAUGGGCAACAUUGCCGACUAUCCUCGUCAUAUCCCUUAUGCCAGCGACAAGAAAACCUUCCAAGAGAAGACCGGCCGAGAUAGCUUCCAUGUAUUUCAAUAUACUUUCCAAAUACCCGGCGAAGACAAGGAAUGGCAUGUUAUGUGGGACUACAACAUCGCCAAGAUGCUGAACCAGAACCCCGGCCUGCGCGAUAUCUGUCACAGCAUCACCGGUGGAGCACUUUCUGCUCAAGGAUACUGGAUGCCCUACGAAGCCGCCAAAGCCAUGGCAGCAACCUUCUGCUGGAGAAUCCGAUACGCCCUGACUCCACUGUUUGGCACAGACUUCCCAGCCAUGUGUAUCCCCCCAACGGACCGCAAGACCCACGGCCGCAUGGUCAUCCCUCCAGAGAUCGUACAGCGUGCCACCCACACCUCCAACUACUAUCGCUCUUUGGAGACGAAGUCUAGCUCUAGCACCGGAGGCAGCCCUCCCGCAAUCAGUACCCCUUCCUCAACCCAUACCCUUCUCCAUGGUAUAGGAGCAUUAAGCCGACAAGACUCGUCCUUGAAACUGCCUCCACUCAAGAUUCCGCGCACCCAUUACGCUGAGAGUGAUCCCAGCGCCCGGGACUCCUCCAUGGAGCCUUACUGCAUGUCGCCCAAGAGCCAGUCGUCUAUGUCUGCCUUUACGCCCAUCAACCCCCCGCGCAGCUCCAAUGUGAUACCUCGCUCGCGGUUCGAAUCGCCUCGGACGAUUCUUCGUGCCAUCUCAGAUGCUAUGCGCCCGGAGAAUGUCCCUGGGGUCAGCGAAGACAGUGACACCGACAGCGAUGGCUCGUCCAACGUGUAUUCUACCCCAAACUGUCCUUCUAUGGACGGGCAUAUGGAAACCGACAAGCUCGGUGGCCUCGACCAGCCCACCAACACCGCUUCGGAUGUCGCUACCAUGCAAAGCGACUAUGAUGAAACCGAUUCGGAUGAUGAUUGGCAAAUGGACGAUGCUGAUGAUGAAGACUACCGUGGACCCCCUCUGAAGAGGACCCCUAGGGGAGCUUCUUUUACGAAGGACGGUCCUAUCAGCCCCGAAUCCCAGACUAAGAAGUACCCCAGCCGAAAGUCCCGAGCUCUGCGUCUUCAGCCGUCGGCUCACUUCAACCGUGAAGUAAAGGCUGCUGAAGCUCUCCUUCGUCUGCACAUGAAUGAGCUUGAAAGCAUCGGAACCGAGACUGACAUGGAUGAUGACGAGUUGACCCCUCUUUCCGGCACUCGCUCUCUCGAUGGGGACGAAUUUCGGAGUCGUAAGCGACGUCGAGCUUCGCUUUGA
This is a messenger RNA of Penicillium roqueforti, 1512 nucleotides long. RefSeq lists its product as uncharacterized. Gene Ontology annotation, molecular function: DNA binding. The record is from RefSeq and is a predicted model, not a curated record. The transcript has 4 exons. Lineage: Eukaryota; Fungi; Ascomycota; Eurotiomycetes; Eurotiales; Aspergillaceae. The coding region runs from base 1 to 1512 and encodes 503 amino acids.